CUCAAAACUUGAGAGAUAGCAUGUAGAAAAGCCAUACCAGAAUAAAGAGAACAAACCAGCAAAUUGACAAUGGAGAGAAAUUUCUUUGUGUUUGUCCUUUUAGUUCUAAUUUCUUGUUGCAUUAGCUUGGCAAGUGGCCAGGAUGAUGAUAUUGCUGCAGAUCCAUUUUCAGACCCUGAAAUUUGGAAGUCGUCUAUUCUAGCAGAUUGUAAGCAAGCCCUUUUAGAUUUACAAGGUUGCGCUGAUGAAAUCCAUGAUGCACUCAUCAAGCACAAAGAUGUGAGGGAUGUUUGUUGUGUUGCGAUCACAGAGUAUGAUCAAUCAUGCUCGCAUCAAAGUGUUCGUCAUUUGGUUUUUCCUCGCUGGUUGAGGAAUCGUUGUGCUAAAAUCCAUACACCACCCAAACCAACUCCGAAAAUUCCACCACUACCACCUACACCAAUUAAGCCUAAUCCUACCCCUCAUACACCAUCACCACCACCACCACCACCAUUACCACCUAUCGAGCCUCCCGUAUUACCUACUCCGGUCAGAAGGCCUAGUCCUCCUGCGCCUAAUCCCACACCCCAUGAGAUGUCAAGUCCUUCGCCUCUCGCGCCAACACCGGUUAAACCACCCAAACCAAGUCCUCGAUCGAUCACACCAAUUAAGCCUCCCACACUAAGUCCUACACCUGAUUCACCCACACCUGCUAAUCCUCACAAACAAAGUCCAACACCAAAUCCACUUACACCAAUCACACCAAAUAAGCCUCCGUCGCCAAGUCCUACACCUGAUUCGUUUACACAUGUCAAUCCUCUUGAACCAAGUCUGACGCCAAAUCCACAAACACCAAUCAUGUCUCCAAAACAAAGUCCAACACCUCACUCGUCAACACCUAUCAAGCCUCCGAAGCUAAGUCCCAUUGAUUCAGAAGCUCCAAUUACAUCAAGUCCCACGCCACAUUUGUUGACACCCUUAAAACCUCCUAAAUCAAGUCCUAAACCUGAUUCGCCAAUAUCAACACCAGUUGAUCCUCCUAAGCCAAGUCCUUCAUCUCAUUCUCCGGCACCUAUCGAUUCUCACUCUCAUAAACCAAGUCCUACACCAGCCUCACAGACAUUGGCACCUAUUGAUCCUCCAAAAGCAAGUUCUCCACCUCAUUCUCUUACACCAGUCAAUCCUCUCAAUUCAAGUCCUACACCAGAUUCAUUAACACAUUCCGAACCAAGUCCUACACCUCAUUCACAAGCACCUACAACCUCUCAUAAACCAAGUCCUACACCAGACUCACAAACACCGACUCCUAUUGAUCUGCUAAAACCAAGUUCUCCACCUUAUUCUCUUACACCAGUCAAUACUCCCGAUCCAAGUCCUACACCAGAUUCGUUAACACUUUCGAAACCAAGUCCGACACCUCAUUCACCAGCACCUACCAACUCUCAUAAACUAAGUCCUACACCAGACUCACAGACACCUACUCCUAUCGAUCCUCCAACACCAAGUUUUCUAUCUCAUUCUCUUACACCAGUCAAUCCUCCCGAUUCAAGUCCUACACCAGAUUCAUUAACGCCUUCCAAACCAAGCCCUACACCCCAUUCACCAGCACCUACCAACUCUCAUAAACCAAGUCUUACACCAGUCUCACAGACACCUACUCAUAUCGAUCCUCCAAAACCAAGUUCUCCACCUCAUUCUCUUACACCAGUCAAUCCUCCCGAUUCAAGUCCUACACCAGAUUCAUUAACGCCUUCCAAACCAAGUCUAACACCUCAUUCACCAGCACCUACUAACUCUCAUAAGCUAAGUCCUGCACCAGACUCACAGACACCGGCACCUAUCGAUCCUUCAAAACCAAGUUCUCCACCUCAUUCCCUUACACCAGUUAAUUCUCCCGAUUCAAGUCCUACACCCGAUUCAUUAACGCCUUCCAAACCAAAUCCUACACCUCAUUCAGCAUCACCUACCAACUCUCCUAAAACAAGUCCUACACCUGAUUCACUAACACCGACACUAACACCUGUCAAUCCUCCGAAAUCAAAUUCUACACCUAUUAAUCCUCCGGAUACAGGUCCUAUAUCAAAUCCAUUUACACCAGUAAAGCCUCCAAAACCAAGCCCUACUCCUCCACUAGCCCCUGUCAACCCUCCAAAGCCAACUCCUCCUCAUUCAACAACUCCAGUUAAAGCUCCUACACCAAAUCCCAUUUCGGAUUCGCCGAAAGCUCAGAUACCGCCUACACCAAUUCCUACACCUGAUUCACCAACACCAACUCCUGUUAAACCUCCAAAGUCAACUCCUCCACCUAUUUCACUUACACAAACACCAAGUGCUUUGCCAGAUACACCAACACCAAGUCCUUUACCUCAUAAGCCUACACCCACACAUCCUCCAACUUCCUUCUUGCCGGAUUCUUCCACACCUACCCCCGCACCACAUAUACCAAGUCCGGAUGUUCCAUUUGUUUCACCUCCUAGUCCAGAUGCUCCAAUCCAACCAAGCCCUCAAACUCCUCCACCCUGCCCUUGUGCUAAUCACAGUCCACCUCCACCACCAUGUCCUUAUUAUGAUGAUUCCUUCUUACAUACGUCACUUUCAAGUCUUUCUUCUGAUUCAUUAGUUAAUUUUCAAGACUAAAUCCAGUAGACGACUUUCUAUUCAUCCUUUUGAGUUGUUUGCAU
Molecule: messenger RNA, 2660 nt
Organism: Oldenlandia corymbosa var. corymbosa
Lineage: Eukaryota; Viridiplantae; Streptophyta; Magnoliopsida; Gentianales; Rubiaceae
Source: the annotation of a GenBank genome assembly